Messenger RNA from Argentina anserina (silverweed cinquefoil), 702 nucleotides. RefSeq lists its product as uncharacterized. The transcript is spliced from 3 exons. The record is from RefSeq and is a predicted model, not a curated record. The coding region runs from base 192 to 491 and encodes 99 amino acids. Gene Ontology annotation, cellular component: mitochondrion. Lineage: Eukaryota; Viridiplantae; Streptophyta; Magnoliopsida; Rosales; Rosaceae.
GUAUUUGCUAUUUAAAAAACUAAUUUCAAAUAAUUCAAUAGGACGCCGACCGAAACUAAACACAUACGCCGACCAGAAGUGUUCCCUGAGACUGAUAUAGCUCCACCUCGUUCCAUCGCAAUCAUCGUAUGCCUUAACAACGUUGUCUCACUAGUCAUCUCUUACUUACAUUAGUAUCAGGGCAAAGUGAGAUGGCAAGUCUAAAGAGCAUUUUGAGUGUGGCGGUUAAUACUGGGGUAACUGAGGCUAGGGCAAGGAUAUUCGGGCAUAUGCUCAACCCCACAGGCCUGAAGUCUGCGCAUAAGAUUCUGCGUAAGAAGCUGAUUGGGGAGAAAGUUGCCCAGUGGUACCCACAUGACAUCCGGAAAGAUGACCCCCUAGUCAUGGAAGCUGAGGAAAAAGAGCGCACCAACAAGCUUGAAAUAUUAAAGCGUCGAGGAAAAGGACCGCCCAAGAAGGGUCAAGGAAAGCGUUCUAAGCGCAAGAGCUAGUAUUUUGACAUGUUGAAGUUGGUUCUUGAAUGGUGUUUGAAUAAAGAGACCACUAGGAUUUGAACUUUUGAUUAGUUUAUUUGAAAAUAAAUUCAAUUUUUGCUGUCCCAGUUUUUUUUAAACAGUGGUACCAGUUGUAUGUGGAAGGAUAUAUAUAUUGUUUCAGACAAAUUUUUCUAUAUUCAGAAUGCUAAAUUCACCCCAUCUUCAG